Molecule: messenger RNA, 1050 nt
Organism: Lecanosticta acicola
Lineage: Eukaryota; Fungi; Ascomycota; Dothideomycetes; Mycosphaerellales; Mycosphaerellaceae
Source: the annotation of a GenBank genome assembly
AUGGCCUCCUCCAAACCCAUCCUCCUGCACUGCGGCGACGACAUCAAAUGGAACAAAUCCCUCUACAGCACCCUCCAAUCCAAAUUCCAAAUCGUGCGCAGCCACAGCAUGUCCCGCGCCGACUUCAUCACCGCCCUGAAGAACAAAACCUUCGGCGACUUCGUCGCCAUCUACCGACCCUUCUGGGCCACGGGCGGCGAAAUGUCGCCCUGGAACCACGAACUCAUCGACCUCCUCCCCGCCUCCUGUAAAAUCUACGCCUCCGCCGGCGCCGGCUUCGACUGGGUCGACGUGCACGCGCUCGCCAAACGAGGAAUCCUCUACUGCAACGCCGGCGCCGCCUGCACGGAGAGCGUAGCCGACACAGCCAUCUGGCUGAUCCUCAGCUGCUUCCGCGACUUCACCUGGUCGGCCCUCGCCGCACGCAGCUGCCGGGAAGACAACUUCCAAGACGCCCAACGCCGCGCCGCGCUCACGCGCAACCCGCGCAACCACUCCCUGGGAAUCAUCGGCCUGGGGAAGAUCGGGCAGCUGAUCGCGCGCAAAGCCCACGUCAGUUUCGGCAUGAAAAUCCUCUACAACGACGUGCGCCAACUCCCCGGGGAGAUCGAACAGGAGACAGAUGCACAGUACUACGAGCAGCUGGAUGAGAUGUUAGGGGUCUCCGACUGCGUCCUCGUCGCGACCCCCUUCGGCGGCGAAGCCGUCCUCGACGCCUCCAAACUCCAGCGCAUGAGAAAGGGAAGCCGCCUCGUGAACAUCGCCCGGGGCAAACUGAUCGACGAAGCCGCUCUCAUCUCCGCUCUGAAAUCGGGCCAUCUCUCCGCCGCGGGGCUGGAUGUGCAUUUCGACGAGCCCCGUGUGAACCCGGAAUUGGCGGGGAUGAGGAAUGUGGAAAUGCUGGCGCAUACGGCGGGCGCGAGCGUGGAUAGCCAUGUGGGGUUUGAGACGUUGGGGAUGCAGAAUAUUUUGGGGUUUUGGGAGACGGGGCGGGCGGUGAGUGCGGUGAAUGCGCAUUUGAUGGAGGGGGAGGAGAAGGCGAGGUUGUGA